AUGCAUGGCUCUGUGGGUAUUGCUGGUAAGCCAGUUGAUCGAUACAGAGACGCAAACUAUCAAAGUGGGUCUUGCACACUUACCAAUGUAGAAUCUGAUCCCUGGUGGAGAGUAGACCUGGUAAAUGUUUAUACAAUUGGGACUGUAAUGAUAACCAAUAGACAGGAAUUGGAAAAUGGGCUGGAUGGUGCAGAAAUCUCGAUUGGAAAUUCAACAACAUUCAGUAACCCUAAAAGCAUCAGGUGUGCCGUCAUCUCUCACAUUUCCAAGGGACAAGUGUUUUACUUUCCAUGUAACUCUAUGAAGGGACGCUACGUCACUGUGUUUCUACCAGGAAGUGCAAAGGUCCUGAGUCUCUGUGAGGUUGAAGUGUACGGAUACCCAUUACCCAAUGUGGCACUCAAAGGAGAACCUACCCAGUCAUCUACACUCUCUUUUGCCACUGCGUCCAAAGCCAUCGAUGGCAGACGGAACUCGUUCUACAGCAAUGGGUUCUGUAGUCACACGGCUGAAGACGAGACCAACCCCUGGUGGAGGGUGGACCUGCAGCGAAGCUUUACAAUCACUGCUGUAAAAGUCACCAACAGAGGAGACUGCUGUGCUGAAAGACUGAGCUUCGGAGCUGAGAUCAGAAUAGGAAACUCACUGGAGAACAAUGGAAACAAUAAUCCCAGGUGUGCUUCCAUCUCACAUAUCAAAGCAGGUAAAACCUACACAUACCGGUGUGAUGGAGGCAGCAUGGAGGGUCGCUUUGUGAACGUGUUUCUUCCUGGACAGAAGAAGACUCUCACCCUGUGUGAAGUGGAGGUGUAUGCUGCCCCAGCAGGUAGAGCUUUAAGUGACUGGAUCUGA
Messenger RNA from Oreochromis niloticus (Nile tilapia), 852 nucleotides. Its product is annotated as fucolectin-4-like. NCBI's taxonomy places the organism in Eukaryota, Metazoa, Chordata, Actinopteri, Cichliformes, Cichlidae. The record is from RefSeq and is a predicted model, not a curated record.